This is a messenger RNA of Danio aesculapii, 1224 nucleotides long. It is a transcript of the gene krr1, whose product is annotated as KRR1 small subunit processome component homolog. The coding region runs from base 15 to 1145 and encodes 376 amino acids. Gene Ontology annotation, molecular function: RNA binding. The transcript has 10 exons. Lineage: Eukaryota; Metazoa; Chordata; Actinopteri; Cypriniformes; Danionidae. The record is from RefSeq and is a predicted model, not a curated record. Gene Ontology annotation, cellular component: nucleolus; small-subunit processome.
UCCUAAAAGCAGCGAUGGCGGCUCCCACAGAAAGCACGAGUGAAACGCCAACAAAUAAAAAACUGAAAAAGAGCAAAAAUACAGAUGACGCUGAUCUGCUGACAGUCCCAGAUGACUGGAAAGAGCCGAAGUUCACCAAAGCGGACAAUCCUAAAGGUCUGCUGGAGGAGAGCAGCUUCGCCACACUUUUCCCCAAAUACAGAGAGGCGUAUCUGAAAGAGUGCUGGCCGCUAGUGCAGAAGGCUCUCGCGGAGCUCUUCAUCAAUGCCACGCUGGACCUGAUUGAAGGCAGUAUGACGGUGAACACGACCAAGAAAACAUUUGAUCCGUAUUCAAUCAUCAGAGCGAGGGAUCUCAUCAAGUUACUGGCUAGAAGUGUGCCGUUUGAACAGGCUGUACGGAUCCUCGAUGAUGACAUGGCAUGUGACAUCAUAAAAAUUGGGACUCUCGUCCGCAACCGAGAGCGUUUUGUGAAGAGACGACAAAGACUGAUCGGCCCCAAAGGCUCCACACUGAAGGCUUUAGAGCUACUGACAAACUGUUAUGUGAUGGUUCAGGGAAACACAGUGUCUGCUUUAGGCCCGUUCAACGGCUUGAAGGAGGUGAGGAAGGUUGUUCUGGACACAAUGAAGAACAUUCACCCCAUUUACAACAUAAAGACACUGAUGAUCAAGCGUGAGCUGGCAAAUGACCCAGAGCUGCGCACUCAGAGUUGGAGCAGAUUUCUGCCAAACUUCAGACACAAGAGUCUCUCCAAACGCAAGCAGCCCAAGAAGAAGAGGGUGAAGAAGGAGUACACGCCGUUCCCGCCGCCACAGCCUGAGAGCAAGAUUGAUAAGGAGCUGGCGACGGGCGAGUUUUUCCUGCGCGAGAGCGAGAAAAGACGAAAGAAGAUGAGUGAGAUUAAGGUGAAGCAGGCCGAGGCUUUAUCUAAACGACAAGAGGAGCGAAAGAAAGCCUUCGUUCCUCCCAAAGAGAAAACAGCAGUGAAGAAGAGCAAACCAGCGACCUCAGAAAACAAAAUUGACGUUCAAGCCAUUAAAGAAAAAGUGAAGAAAGCGAAAAAUAAAAAGCUCGGAGCUCCUCCUGUAAACCCCGACGUGUCUUCAGCGAAAGAUGGCAAACAGAAGAAAAACAAGAGCUAACAAACUCUGGACACCCACAAAAAUAUGUCAAAUAUUGUGUUUAUUAGCCGUAUGUUUAUAUUAAACUGUCUGAUUUCAA